This is a messenger RNA of Rhizophagus irregularis DAOM 181602=DAOM 197198, 590 nucleotides long. The record is from RefSeq and is a predicted model, not a curated record. NCBI's taxonomy places the organism in Eukaryota, Fungi, Glomeromycota, Glomeromycetes, Glomerales, Glomeraceae.
AUGAAUAUUAAAUAUGCAACUCUUGAAGCUCCCAAAAACUCCAUACGUGCUAUAAAUCAGACACCAGCACUCGAGAAUGAUGGAGUAACUCGAGUUGCAACAACUCCUAUUGACGUAUCCCAUGAGGCCACCAAAAGUAUCUACUCGUAUACUUAUCUCGUCUCUGCAACUUACCCGUUCAAGGAUCAAGUCCAAGUACAAGAGAAGCUAAUCAAGAGAAAAAAUGGGCGUGGGAAUCUUGACUAUGGUAUUGAAUCAUGUACGACCAGGAGAAUUAUCAGUCUAAUUGAGGUCAAAAAAGAUGACCUUAAGCAGGGUUUUGCACAAGCUAUCAUACAAUUGGAUUCAUCACUAGGUCAAAUGAAAUGGAUAAUGGACAUGGGUAUGAAAGACAUGGUUGAGAAGGUUCUUGGUCAUAUUAUCUGGUUAUUGGAAGAGCCACAAAAGGCGGAUUCAGCUGUUAAUUUUGAGGAAUAAAAAGUGUAGAUCAUUGGGCAGUCUUGCGGAAAAGUCAGAUACUGUAGUUAAGUCUUAGCAUAGCAUGGGUCAGUCGUUAAAUCAUGUAUCAUGAGCAAAGUCCCAAGCUUUUG